Molecule: messenger RNA, 688 nt
Organism: Psammomys obesus (fat sand rat)
Lineage: Eukaryota; Metazoa; Chordata; Mammalia; Rodentia; Muridae
Exons: 4
Molecular function (GO): peptide antigen binding
Source: RefSeq, a predicted model, not a curated record
AUGAAAUCCUUGAGCUUUUUGCUGGUGGUCCUGUGUCUUCAGUUUAAUUGGGUGAGCAGCCAGCAGAAGGUACAGCAGAUCCCAGAAGCCCUCAGUGUCCCAGAGGGAGCCAUGGCCUCUCUCAACUGCACUUUCAGUGAUGGUGUUUCCAACAUCUUCAGUUGGUAUAGACAGCAUUGUGGGAAAGGCCUCGAGUUGCUGGUGUCCAUCUUCUCCAAUGGUAACAAGGAAGAAGGCAGAUUCACAGCUCACCUCAAUAAAGCCAGCCUGCAUGUUUCCCUGCACAUCAGAGACUCCCAGGCCAGUGACUCUGCUGUCUACCUCUGUGCAGUGAGCACACGGUGCUCCCCAGGCACCUGCAGCCUGCACACAAACAUGCUGUGCUCAGAAGGAUUCAGAUUACCAGUCACAAAACAUUCCUCAAGCUCUGAUAUCAGAAUAAGGAGUCUUGUAUCCUUGUGGAUCAUGAAGAAGGACUGCCCAGAACUACGGAAAGGUCCUAAAGGAUUCAUGUCAUCUGGCAUCCUUCGCUUUUUUCUGAGCCUCAGUGCAGGCCUUGCUGAUGCAGGGCUGUUCUAUUCUUCAUGUCUUCAAAACAACCACCAUGCAGAUGACAUUGACUUCUGCUGCCAGCUUUCCCUGAAGCCUGCCCCUGUUUAUCACCGCAGUGAGAGGAACAGUGUGAAGG